Messenger RNA from Brassica oleracea var. oleracea, 1802 nucleotides. Its product is annotated as protein ASPARTIC PROTEASE IN GUARD CELL 1. Lineage: Eukaryota; Viridiplantae; Streptophyta; Magnoliopsida; Brassicales; Brassicaceae. Gene Ontology annotation, molecular function: aspartic-type endopeptidase activity. Gene Ontology annotation, biological process: proteolysis. The coding region runs from base 146 to 1651 and encodes 501 amino acids. The record is from RefSeq and is a predicted model, not a curated record. The transcript has a single exon.
UAGAUUUAUUGACGUUAGCUUUUAUAACCACAGCAAUUCUGGCGUGACUCUCUCCGCAACUUUUAUUUUAAUUUUCUUCUAUAAGUAUUAACAUUUCUUUCACUUUUCAGUCUUCCACUUUAACCCACUAUAUUCGCCGGAAACAAUGGCUUCCACGCGAUUAUUCUCCCUCCUCUCCGUCUUCACUCUCUCUCUUCUCCUCACCACCACCGAUGCUUCCUCUCGCUCUCUACUACCUUCACACGAAACCACCGUCCUCGACGUUGUCUCAUCUCUCCAGCAAACCCAACACAUCCUCUCACUCGACCCGACUCUUUCCUCACUCACCACCACCACCACCACAAUACCCGGAUCCGACCCGGUUUUCCUCAACUCAUCUUCUCCACUAUCUCUAGAGCUUCACUCCCGCGACACUCUCGUCGCAUCGCAGCACAAGGACUACAAGAGCCUAGUACUGAGCCGACUCGAGCGAGACUCAUCCCGAGUCGCCGGAAUCACCACCAAGAUCCGAUUCGCCGUCGAGGGCAUCGACAGAUCCGAUCUCAAACCCGUUUACAACGACGAGACCUUAUACCAACCCGAGGAUCUAACGACGCCCGUCGUCUCCGGAGCCAGCCAAGGAAGCGGCGAGUAUUUCUCCCGAAUCGGAGUCGGAACUCCGGCGAAGGAGAUGUUCAUGGUGCUCGACACCGGAAGCGACAUAAACUGGAUUCAGUGCCAGCCUUGCUCCGACUGUUACCAACAAUCCGACCCGGUUUUCGACCCGGCUUCGUCCUCCACGUUCAAGUCUCUCUCUUGCUCGGCCCCACAGUGCGGUUCUCUAGAAGUUUCCGCUUGUCGCUCGGACAAGUGUCUCUACCAAGUUAGUUACGGAGACGGAUCUUUCACCGUUGGAGAUUACGCUACCGAUACGGUGACGUUUGGAACCAACGGUAAAGUAAACGACGUCGCUUUGGGAUGUGGGCACGAUAACGAAGGUCUUUUCACGGGAGCGGCCGGUUUACUCGGUUUAGGAGGUGGAGCUUUGUCUAUGACUAAUCAGAUUAAAGCGACGUCGUUCUCCUACUGCCUCGUUGAUCGUGACUCGGGGAAGUCCUCGAGUCUCGACUUCAACUCGGUCCAAGCCGGAACCGGAGACGCGACGGCUCCGCUUCUCCGCAACAGCAAGAUCGACACUUUCUACUACGUCGGACUCAGCGGGUUCAGCGUCGGCGGUCAGCAAGUCUCCAUCCCUUCGUCGGUGUUCGCCGUCGACGCUUCGGGAGCCGGAGGAGUGAUCUUGGACUGUGGAACCGCCGUGACUCGUCUCCAGACUCAGGCCUACAACUCGCUGCGCGACGCGUUUGUUAAACUCACGGCGAAUCUCAAGAAGGGGACGUCGAGCAUCUCACUCUUCGACACUUGCUACGACUUCUCGUCUCUCUCCACCGUGAAAGUCCCGACGGUGGCGUUUCAUUUCACCGGUGGUAAGUCGAUUGAUUUGCCGGCGAAGAAUUACUUGAUCCCUGUGGAUGACGCCGGAACGUUCUGCUUUGCUUUUGCUCCGACGUCGUCUUCUUUGUCGAUCAUCGGGAACGUGCAGCAGCAAGGGACACGUAUCACUUACGAUCUGGCGAAUAAUCUUAUCGGAUUGUCAGCGAAUCAAUGCUAAAGGCAGUGGAUGAUGAUGAUUAAUAGGUUUUACAGUUCUAUCAGUAAAACUCUUAUUAGUUCUUGUUUCUUUAAUAUGGAUUACAAAAUCUUAAGUGUGAAUGUUUCCUUUAUCUUUUUAUUUAAUUAAUCGGUAGUUAUUUUCGGCUGUU